AUGAAACACAUCUUCCUGGUCGGCGCCUGCUACGUCGACACGAUUCUUAGCGUCCCCUACUUCCCCGAAGAAGACUCCAAACUCCGCGCCCAAUCCCUCGCCGUCCGCCGCGGAGGCAACUGCCCCAACUCCCUCGAAGUCCUCCACCAACUCCUCCUCCACUCGUCCCUCAAGAACGGGGCGGCCUUAUCAGAUGUGAGGACCCAUCUUGUCAGCUGUCUCCCCGAUAUAUCUUCCACCGCUACGGCGAGGAUCAAGGCGUCAUUCAGGACAAGAGGAACGCCGCAGGGCAAGGAGGAGAAAGAGGCUGAAGGGUAUGAGGAGCUUGUGGAGGGGUGCUUCUUGACUUGUAUUUACAGGGAUGGUGUCGAGGAGCCCGCUAGUAGUUUUAUUGUGAGGAGUUUGGCGACGGGGAGUAGGACUAUUGUGAAUUAUAAUGGGUUGGAGGAGAUGACUUUGGAGGAGUUUAGGGGCGUUGUCGCGGAGUUCGAGGGUGCGGAGAGUUCAUGGUGGCACUUCGAGGGCCGGAUCCCCGAAACCACCCUCCAAUGCAUCCAACACCUCCGGUCCGUCCUACCCAACGCCAAAAUCAGCGUCGAGGUAGAAAAGCCAGGAAGGGAAGGGCUUACGAGCCUAGCCGAGGCAGCCGAUGUCAUCUUUUACUCUCGGAGCUGGGCAGAGGCCCGGGGACAUGGCAAUGCGGCAGCUUGUCUUGAGAAUGAGACACCGCGAACAGCGUCGCUGGCUUUGUGCACUUGGGGAUCUCAGGGAGCGACGGCAUUCACCCCGUCUGACGGGCUACUUGCCGAAUGCCCGGUUGGGACGCCCGCUGAUGGAAGUCAUAUCGAAGUCGUCGACACAGUUGGGGCGGGAGACACGUUCAUCGCCGGGUUUCUUUACGGCCUGACAUGCCACUCCACCGACUGGGACACCGAAGCCAAGCUAAAAUUCGCCGUCGAAUUGGCCACGCUCAAGGUGCAGCGAGAAGGGUUUGGCGGGCUAGGCCGGGAUGCACGGGGAUGCCUGUGA
Scedosporium apiospermum is the source of this 1029-nucleotide messenger RNA. RefSeq lists its product as uncharacterized. The record is from RefSeq and is a predicted model, not a curated record. Bases 1 to 1029 code for a protein of 342 amino acids. Lineage: Eukaryota; Fungi; Ascomycota; Sordariomycetes; Microascales; Microascaceae. The transcript is spliced from 6 exons. Gene Ontology annotation, molecular function: kinase activity.